Messenger RNA from Linepithema humile (Argentine ant), 409 nucleotides. The record is from RefSeq and is a predicted model, not a curated record. Lineage: Eukaryota; Metazoa; Arthropoda; Insecta; Hymenoptera; Formicidae.
CAAUUCAUUGAUAUCCAAAUUUAAAGUAAUGUUCUUCUUCUUAAUAAUAACUGGUGUGCUUUGCGGGACUCUCAGCUUUUUCCAGGUAAUGACAAUUAGAUAUAAUAUUCAAGAACUAUUGUUAGCAUUAUUAUAUGUAAUCGUUCUUGCAUUAUACAUGAUGAUGAGCAAUUAUGUAUCACAAGAAAUCAUGGAUCACAAUAAUGACGUAAUUAUUACUGUGUACAAUGUUCAAUGGUAUUUAGCACCUUUACAUGUACAAAAAAUGAUAUUGUUUCUGUUGCAAAAGGGUACCAAAGCUUUUACUUUAAAUCUUGGUACAUUGUUUGUAGGAUCAUUAGAAGGUGCCGCAACGUUGAUGAGCACUUCGUUAUCAUAUUUCACUGUUCUUUACUCUACGCAACAUUAA